AUGUUGGCUAGCGUACGAAGAGCGCCGGCCGUGCGCCAGUGCCUCCGCCAGAUUUCCCGACCAGCAUUCGCUCAGACACAAUUCCGAGGAUACGCAGUCACGGCACCCCACGAGAAGGUUGCCAAGUUCAACGGCACGAAGGGCAGCGAUGGUAAAUACACCGUCUCAUUCAUAGAAGGUGACGGUAUUGGCCCUGAGAUCGCUCAGUCCGUCAAGGAUAUCUUCUCCGCCGCCAACGCGCCCAUCAAGUGGGAAUUCUGCGACGUCACUCCUCAGCUCAAGGACGGAAAGACUGUCAUCCCCGACUCGGCCAUCGAAAGCAUCACCCGCAACUACGUUGCGCUCAAGGGCCCUCUCGCUACGCCCAUCGGCAAGGGCCACGUCUCGCUCAAUCUCACCCUUCGUCGGACAUUCAACCUCUUCGCCAACCUCCGUCCCUGCAAAUCCAUUGCAGGCUACAAGACCCCCUACGAUGAUGUUGACAUCGUCCUGAUUCGUGAGAACACCGAGGGUGAAUACUCUGGUAUUGAACACGUCGUUGUCGACGGUGUCGUUCAAUCCAUCAAGCUCAUCACCCGUGAGGCUUCCGAGCGCGUCUUGCGAUAUGCUUUCCAACACGCCCAAGAGAUUGGCCGUAAAAAGGUCCGUGUUGUACACAAGGCCACCAUCAUGARGAUGUCCGAUGGUCUCUYCCUCAGCACUGCCCGCGAUGUUGCCAAGGACUACCCCGAUAUUGAGUUUGACGCAGAGAUGUUGGACAACACCUGCUUAAAGGUCGUUACGGACCCUCUCCCGUACAACGACAAGGUUCUUGUCAUGCCCAACCUUUACGGAGACAUCCUCUCCGACAUGUGUGCCGGUCUGAUUGGUGGUCUUGGUUUGACGCCGUCCGGAAACAUUGGAGAUGAGUGCUCCAUUUUCGAGGCUGUCCACGGUUCCGCUCCUGAUAUCGCCGGCAUGGCGCUUGCCAWCCCCACCGCAUUGCUCCUCAGUUCUAUCAUGAUGUUGCAGCACAUGGGUCUGAAUUCGCAUGCUGAUGCCAUUCAAAAGGCUAUUUUCAAGACCCUAGCAGAGGGCAAAUACCUAACAGGCGAUCUCGGCGGCAAGGCCAAGACACACGAAUACGCGGAUGCUGUUAUCAAGAACUUGUAG
Molecule: messenger RNA, 1152 nt
Organism: Ramularia collo-cygni
Lineage: Eukaryota; Fungi; Ascomycota; Dothideomycetes; Mycosphaerellales; Mycosphaerellaceae
Product: probable isocitrate dehydrogenase subunit 2, mitochondrial precursor
Exons: 3
Coding region: 1-1152 (383 amino acids)
Biological process (GO): isocitrate metabolic process; tricarboxylic acid cycle
Cellular component (GO): mitochondrion
Molecular function (GO): isocitrate dehydrogenase (NAD+) activity; magnesium ion binding; NAD binding
Source: RefSeq, a predicted model, not a curated record